Molecule: messenger RNA, 707 nt
Organism: Anopheles darlingi
Lineage: Eukaryota; Metazoa; Arthropoda; Insecta; Diptera; Culicidae
Product: serine, glycine, tyrosine and glutamine-rich protein-like
Exons: 2
Coding region: 78-590 (170 amino acids)
Source: RefSeq, a predicted model, not a curated record
GAGUGGCGUUCGAUUGUGAGGUUUAGUCUAGAACAUCCCCGGAGAGUCCGUGAACGGAACACGAACAGAAGGAAAAGAUGCGCGUGUUUGGAGUUGCAGUUGCGUGUGUGGCGUUGAUCGGUGCUACGGUGCUCGCGGAAGCACCACUGCCCGGUGGCUAUCCCGGUGGAAACGGUAACGGAGGAUACGGUGGCGGUGGUGGCAACGGUCACAGCAACGGUGGCUUCGGUGGCAACGGAAACGGUGGUGGAUUCGGCGGCAAUGGUGGCGGUGCCGGUGGCGUACUGUUACAGAAACCGGUGGGCCAGCAGACGUCCGAAGGUUUGAUGGUCGAUCCGCAGCUACUGGAGCAGGUCAAGAUGGUGCUGCUGCAGCACGAACAGGAAUCGGCCUCACAGAACGGUGGGGGCUCCAACUCCGGUCCCAGCACCUCGUACGGACCGCCGCGCGGUGGAAUGGAGCGCAUCAUUGGUCUGAUGCUGGAGCAGCCGAUCCAGAGCAUUCCACUAGCCGAGUACUGGCAGGGUGAUCAGCAGCCACCGAGCAACAGCUACGGACCACCGAGCGGAUCCUACGGUGUACCUCAAUAGACUGCCACAACGCCAACGACGAUAGUGAAUGAAAUGGAUCGCAGACGAUGAAAAGAUAUAGAAAAAAAAACAUUAAUGCAGAGAAAAAAAAAUCGAAAAAAUAAAUAGAAAAUUUGU